AUGCCAGUCCUAAUCACGUACGCUACUUCGCAUGGGUCGACGCGCGAAAUAGCCGAUCGCAUUGCCUCACGCCUGCAUGCCAAUGGCUUUGCCGUCGACUGCCGGCGGGUCGACCACGUCUUCAGCGUCGAGAACUACAGCGCGGUCAUCCUGGGCAGUGCCGUGCACGGGUCGAAAUGGCUCUUGGACGCACAGAAGUUCCUCGACGUCGAGGCCAUGGGACUCCAAAUGAGGCCGACUUGGACGUUCAGUGUCGGGAUGGCCCCCGCGGUCAAGGGCUCCAAGUGGGUGAGAGAUCGAGCUGUGAGGAGAGAAUCUCAGGACAUUCGGGACACGAUCUCCAGGAAGUUGCCCAAGGUCCGAGAUCACCAUUUGUUCGCUGGGAAGGACGACGGAUCAGAAAUGUCGGGCCCCGUAAAAUGUCUGUGGAGUUGCAUGGGCGGGCGGUUUGGAGACUACCGCGACUGGAAUGAGAUUGACGAGUGGGCGGAUGUGAUUGCCAAAGAGCUGAAGCUCGAAGGCACAUGA
Messenger RNA from Cladophialophora carrionii CBS 160.54, 528 nucleotides. RefSeq lists its product as uncharacterized. Bases 1 to 528 code for a protein of 175 amino acids. The record is from RefSeq and is a predicted model, not a curated record. Gene Ontology annotation, molecular function: FMN binding. Lineage: Eukaryota; Fungi; Ascomycota; Eurotiomycetes; Chaetothyriales; Herpotrichiellaceae. The transcript has a single exon.